Molecule: messenger RNA, 3602 nt
Organism: Colossoma macropomum (tambaqui)
Lineage: Eukaryota; Metazoa; Chordata; Actinopteri; Characiformes; Serrasalmidae
Product: protein mono-ADP-ribosyltransferase PARP14-like
Exons: 13
Coding region: 1-3027 (1008 amino acids)
Biological process (GO): negative regulation of gene expression
Cellular component (GO): nucleus; cytoplasm
Molecular function (GO): NAD+ poly-ADP-ribosyltransferase activity; transcription corepressor activity
Source: RefSeq, a predicted model, not a curated record
AUGGAGGAAUACCGUUAUCACCUGUUUGCAACAUGUGAGAGGGAAGCAGAGAGUAAGGACAUGGCACAAAUCCUCUGCAAGCACUUCAGUGUAAAAGGAAAAUCUGGAGGUGGAGACUGCAAGGUUUUUGAAAUCUCCUCUGGCUUAUUCUGUAUUUCAUUCAAAUCUGAGCAAGUUAGAGACCGAGUGAUGAAUCAAAGCCAAAAAAUAAUGAUGGCAAACUCAGAGGUUGUCAUAACAUUGCAUGAGUCACCAGUGCAAGCAAAGACUGUCCUUGAGAGAAAAGAGGAGAGUAAGCAACUCCUUAUUAACCUGGAAGAGAUUAGCAUUGCUGCCUGUGAAGUCUGUACAGCACAAAUACAGAUCCCCUUUGAGUCUGUGUACACUGACCUCUUAGAACCCCAUUAUUUAAAGAGCAUUCAGGAAGACUUCACUGAUGUAAACUUUCAGUUUGACAUAAGAACACUGAUGCUUCAAAUUACAGGGACUCCUCAAAGUGUAUCAUCUGCCAAAAGAGAUGUUAAUGAUGCGCUACGGAGGCUUAAAAGCAAAGAAAUCAACAUGGCCCCUGCUCUGACUACUUACCUAAAAUCCAGAGGAUCAGGAUUGGUUUCCAAAAUCUAUUUCCUUCCUGAAGAGAUAGCUGCCUCCAUUGAUGUACGCUUGAACAGCUCUGUAGUUAUACAUGGACUGUCUCACUAUGAUAUUAAAAGAGCAGAAAAUAUACUGAUAGAAGAUUUGGCCACAAAAGUGGUGAAGAUCCAUGAAGAGGAAGAUGUGUCUGUGGUCAACACAAAUAGUUUUGAGGAUUUUGUUGAGGCGCUGAACAAAACUUACACUGGAGUACAAGUCAGUGUUGUGGACAGCAAUGAAAACAAGCCUGUGUGUAUGGUGGCUGGAAGAAAGACAGAUCUAAGCUCAGUGGAAGAGAAGAUUCAUGAGUUCAUUCAUAAGCAAAGCAAGACGACUGUAAAUGUGGUACUAGAUGGAACCAUGGAGUUAAUAGAGCGCAUACCGCUGCUACUUGAUAAGCUCGAGCUAAGCCACCUCUCUGGAAGAGUCAAAUGGAAUCAAUAUUUGGAAACACUUGAACUGACAGGAACACAGAAAGAAAAUGAUGAAAAUAUGGAAUCCAUUAAAGAAAAAACUAAAGGCCUACAAUGCAAAACAGUCAUAAUAUGCCAACCAGGAGCAUAUUCAUAUUUCAAAGCAAAUGGCCAAGAGUUUUUGAACUUAUUACACUCAAUGCUGUCCUGCAUGGCAGUUCUCGAGACAGAACCCGGAAAAGUUAACCUGCAGGCUGGGAUUGAGAGAAAUCCUGCCAGCAAAGGCAAAGGCAGUGAUGUUCUUCUUCAUGAGGAAGACAAGGACAUGUGCUUGACUGCAGAUAACAUCAUUGUUAAGGCAACUAUUUCAGACAAACUGACUGAACUAUCAGAUGUCAUCAUUAAUCCUUUAUGUCGAUUUACUACUGAUAGUAAGAUCCUAAGUGCAGCUGGACCGAGGGUGAAGACUGAGCUUGCAAGGACAGUGCAAAGAAAUGCAAUAACACUGACUGGGCCCGGUGAUCUUCCUUGUCGACUGCUUGUCCAUAUUCCUUGCUUGUGUGGUCCCAAAGCUAAAGAAUAUCUCCAAGAUGCCAUUCAAGAGUGUCAGAAGAGAAAGUACAAAUCCAUCACAGUCUUACUUGAUGAAAAUGAGCUACAUCAGAUUGUAGAUGAGCAGAAAUUGGGGGAUUUUAUACAGAUGACCCUGCAAAAGAUGAAUGCAGGAGAAAUGAUGAGUGUUGUGUUUGCACAGCAGAGGUUUUUCCAGAGCUUUAAACGGGCUGCAGAGUCUGUCUAUAAGGAAAAGCACACCGGGAACAUGGAGUCUAAAGAUGAUCCUGAGUCUCUGCACAGGCAUUCAGUUCUGUGUGAACCUGCUGUUAUCCACGUCUUCUCCAAACAGAGCCGGCUGCGAGACAAAGCUAAAGCUGCAAUAGAGAAGCACUAUGCAGCAUUUCUUUCCACAGACAUGUUGAUUAACCCUCAUUUGCGUACCUGUGGUGACAAAGCUUUAGCAAAAAUCUGUCAGCUACAGGAGAAACAUAGCGUCAAUGUCAUUAUUGGGGAUGGUACUCUAACCUUCAAUGGCCUUGCUGUGAAAACAUCUAUUGCGAGAGAGGAGGCUGCUGAACUUAUAAAAGAAGAUGUAAAUCUAAAGCAGUUGGAGCACAAGAGAGAAGUGCUCCAGAACAUCCAGUGGGUCAUUAACGAUGAGGAAGUGGGCCCUGUGAAGUUGAGGUGUGAAGACAAUUAUGAUGUAGAAGUUCAAUACAUGUGCCUGCAUGAACCAAUAGAGGUGACAUACGAUGAUAAGACAUUCACUGUCAAUGUGUCAGACAUGAACGCUAUCAACAAAGAGACCUCUCAAGUGCAUCCAGUCCUGAGAACUGAGCUGAUAGUGGAAAGCUUCCCAGGCAAGUGGAGUGUGUCUGAAGAGAAAAAAUUCAAAAAGGUGGAAUUAGAAAUAGAUUCACUUGAGUACAUUUCAGUUGAGAGGCAAUUUAAUGAGACAUUAUCCAGCAAGAUUAUAAACAAGAUUGAGAGGAUUGAGAACAGGAACCUGUGGAAACGUUUCUCUUUAGACCUCACUGGAGAGGUAAAACUUCUCUUUUAUGGUCUCAAGCAUGCAGAUGUGGGAAAGGUGGAGAAAAAUGGAUUCUUCAGACCACCAGAGACUUUCUUCUCCUAUGAGACAGCUCAGGGAAGAGGCAUUUACUUCUAUGUCAAUGCAUCAUGUGCUCAGAGGAGAUGUGAAGCAGAUGCCCAAGGUCAGAAAGUAAUGUUUCUGGGUCGAGUUGAAACAGGCAUUUUUACUGUAGGGAGAAAAGGGAUCAAUAUGCCCCCACCAGUGGACCCCUCUGACCCAGGUGUCCUCUACCACAGUGUGGUGGACUACAAGAACAAUCCCAGUGUAUUUGUGGUGUUUAGUUCAGACAGAACUUAUCCUGAGUACUGUAUCAUGUUCUCUGAUGGCUUUUAAUGUAUGGAGUGUCUAUACCACCCACAGUGGUAGGUGUCCGUAUAGAGUUCCAAGAACAUUGUCAUAUCAGUUGCUUCACAAGUCACUUAUUGCUCUUUAAAGUUUAACAUUUGUGUCUUUUAUCUUUUGAAAUCUGUUCCUUUUCCUGCUAGCCACCAUUACUAAUCACCAAUUUUAGGCCUUAUCUGUUCAUACUGUUAAACUAUUAUACUGUCAUAUUGUUAUGUCAUUAAUAUAUUAAAAUUGCUUAGUAAGAGAGUAUAACAUAACAUUCAAUAAAACAGUAACCAAAUGACACAGAUAAGAUUGUAAGUUCUCAGAUUGUCAGUGAAAGGAUGUUUAAUUCAACUAUUUGGACACAGAGACAGACUUAUUAAUUUUAAGUUACUUUUUAUUUUAUUACAACUGUUUUACUUGGUGCUAAUUCUUCUACUGUAAUAUUUUAGUAGACAUCUUGAUUUUUCUAAAACCUUUAGUUUCAUAUUUCUUAUUAUCUAGGCUGGUUCUUUUACUAACUUUCAUGCAUUUUCAUUAUGUAUUUUAUUGCUAUUUUAUUCCUAUUUGAGCAGUUAUUU